Molecule: messenger RNA, 711 nt
Organism: Drosophila novamexicana
Lineage: Eukaryota; Metazoa; Arthropoda; Insecta; Diptera; Drosophilidae
Exons: 2
Coding region: 68-631 (187 amino acids)
Source: RefSeq, a predicted model, not a curated record
AGUUUGAAUACUACCGAAACACAAUACGAAUAUUCUCAGUUAUAGUUCUGAUUCUUUCGAUUAUAUAAUGAAGUUAUAUAUAAAUUUUCUGUUGCCAGCGUUUCUAUUUGGCUUAAUUGCAUUGAGCCAAUUGCCAUAUGGCAAUGCUAGAGCUUUGGUUAGCCCCCCAGGGGUGAUGGCCAGCGCUAAUGCCACGGGAAGCCUGAAAACCAAUGUCACCAAUCAAAACGCAACCAUUGUUUUGGCCAGGGAUACUGAUCGGAGCAAUGACACCGCCGUAACAACACUGCCAGCACAGACCAAGUCCCUCGAGAUGUCCCAGUCCACGGGCAGCACUGUGGUUACGAAUAUUGUGCGCAGAAAGCGUGCAGAGACCGAGCCGACAUUGCCCUUCGAUUUUCAUACAAUGCAUCUACCAUGCGAUUUAGAUCAAAACGGCAGAGCUCAGGUGGUCGAUGCCUUUCCCAAUCAUUGCAUCUGGGUUUGGAACAAUAAAUUUGUGCAUGAGGGCUUCUAUCGGGUUUUCAAGACAUAUCAGCUGGAGGGGUUCUUCUUUGGACAGUAUUAUGAGCGCUUGAAGCGCUUCGAGAUCGAUCCCCACAGUUGGGACUACAGCAACACAGGAUUCUAGAUGACCCCUAGAUAGCAACAAUUAAAUUAACUGUAAAUUAUGUGGAAAUGUAUAAAAAUUCAAAACGAAAACAACAAAAA